AUGAGCCCUUCUUUCAUUCAAAAGGCCGCGGCUGAGCGCCAGACACAAAAUUUGACUGAAAAGACCCCGGUCAAGACAACCACAGAGAUCAGCGCCGAUAAUGAUACUGGAGAAGAUAACAGUACUUGCUCUGACGUAUCUGUCUUAACUAGUACCUGGGUCACGUCCUACAUCCAUUCGAUGCAAGAACAGAUGAACAGCAACCUCGGACCUUACAUAACUUCGUCACUCCACCGUCACGUCCUCACUGCAACGACAGGCAUCGUCUCGAGCUUGGCUAGCGGCGUCUCGCAGUUGCCGCUCGCCAAGAUUCUCAACAUCUUUGGUCGCAUAGAAGGCUACAUGUCGGCACAUCUUCUCUGCUGUUUCGGUUUGAUCGUGAUGGCUGUUUGCCGCAACAUGAAGACCUACACCGCAGCACACGUCUUUUGGGCUAUUGGAAGUGGUAGUAUUGGCUACAUCCAGACCGUCCUGAUCUACGACAUCACCUACAUCCAUAAUCGCAUGAUUAUCUACAUGCUCAACUCGACGGCGUACAAUGCCAAUGUAUUCACUGGACCCAUCCGUGCGCGGCUCUCCAACAAUUAUAGCAGCUUCUGA
Colletotrichum orchidophilum is the source of this 600-nucleotide messenger RNA. RefSeq names its product siderophore iron transporter mirB. The coding region runs from base 1 to 600 and encodes 199 amino acids. NCBI's taxonomy places the organism in Eukaryota, Fungi, Ascomycota, Sordariomycetes, Glomerellales, Glomerellaceae. The record is from RefSeq and is a predicted model, not a curated record. Gene Ontology annotation, molecular function: transmembrane transporter activity. The transcript has 3 exons. Gene Ontology annotation, biological process: transmembrane transport.